AUGGAAAUACAAGAAAUUACAAUUGCCCGACCAAUCCCCCAGCAACAAAUUUAUUUUGAUAAUUUAAGUUCUAGUUCUUCAGUUGUUACUCCGUCUUCAUUAUCUUUUGAAAUGAACCGACAUAUUUUAACAGAACAAAGUAUUCAUUUUGGUUGUCCUCCUCCUGACUCUAAUCCAAUUCCAUUUGGUUCAGUUGACUUUUCUAAUUUCCACGCAGAUUUUACAUCACCGACUCAGAUUGAAUCAAAUGAUUUCUCUGAAGAAUUUUCAGAGGACAACAACACAUUUAAUUAUCGUCUCUAG
Messenger RNA from Entamoeba dispar SAW760, 303 nucleotides. RefSeq lists its product as uncharacterized. The coding region runs from base 1 to 303 and encodes 100 amino acids. NCBI's taxonomy places the organism in Eukaryota, Evosea, Mastigamoebida, Endamoebidae. The record is from RefSeq and is a predicted model, not a curated record. The transcript has a single exon.